AUGGCACAAAAGCGCCAGGUCAUUUUCCGCAUCUUCUACAGCACCUCGUUCACCGCCGUCUUCUUGAUACUCACAAUCGUUAUCGCCGUCACUCCCGCCGACACUAUAUAUGAGUCCUAUAAGCGGCGCCGUCUCAUCGACAUCUUCCUCAUCGCGGGCGACUAUGUUGUUACCGCCCUGUUAGCCGUCCUUAUAUAUGCCUCGAGGCUGUACACUAAUCGUUCGGUGCUUAAGGACAUACCGAAGACGUAUAUGCCCAUUGAAAAGGAGGAUCUGCCGGGAAAACGAGUGCACAAAUUGAUCCAAGAAUGUCUGGAGAAGAGCGCAGUGAUUGCGUACCAGGCCCGACCGAGGAGUCGGAGGAUUGAGCAUGACACGAUCAACAUUGGGACGAGGAUGCUCGCAUUGACAAAUACGCACACCAACACGGACCCAAAUGCCGAGCCGAGUUGGGGAAAGGUGGCGCAUCCGGGCUGGUCAUCACCUGCUUCGAAGGAGUUGCCGGGGCUCGAGUAUUGCACAGUCGUGGAUGAACUGAUCGAUCUCAUUGAAGCUAAGGCCGUCAGUCUCGCACCCAUUAAUCCGCAUAUCGAGCCUGGUCCCGAUGGCGCACCAAUGCCUGAUCCACGGGUCAUUGAUCAGCUUGCCCGGAGUGGGAACAAGGGCAUGAGAGCAUAUCUCCAGUAUCUCAUUGACAUUGGCGUGGUACCGGACAAUUCCCUGGUAGUGGCAUUUCUCGCGGCCUACGAACGCGCCCGUUUCUCGUCCGAACCAUUAAGCGACGAAGAUUUCGAUAGCCUGAUGCGCAUGUUUGCCGAGUUACUCCGCAAUAUGAGCCCCGUUGACGUUGAGAUGCUCGAUCUCGAAGACGACUCUGAUCAUUCGUAUCAGUCCGAAACAUCCAGCUUGAUCCAUCGGAAUCCAUCCCAUCGUUCUCGUCAACCGGACGCAGAGACCUCAUCCAUCCCGUCUACCUACUCGGCUUCCGGCUCCGUACGCCACCACAAACUCCCGCCACGCCGCAUCUCGGAAGACUCAGCACCUUCGCUUGCUUCCUUCGAACAAGUGCACCAUUCCCUCGAGAAGCAUGCCUCGUCAGAACCCGAUAUCGCAGCUGACGGCCAUCAUUUCAGUGGAAUGGAGGACAUUGACACGCAGUCCUCGUACCUUGUACCUACCAGCAACCCGCGGAGACCUGGACCUUCAACAACAGGAUCGAGUUCGAGAAUGUUCUCCGCGGUGUCACGAAUAAGUUCCCAUUCUGAUAAUAUUUCCAGACUAUCUGGUUCCGGAGAAUCAGACACGGGUUCAGUUGUGCAUCAUGACCUCGCUCGGCAGUCUACAAGAAGUUCAAGGAGGAGCGGGAGGAGCGGGACCGGUGUGCCUGUGAUCCGACUUGCUAGGGAAGGUGAAGACGGCAAUGAUGGCAUGAAUAACGGACUGCCGUAUCGAAUCGAAAUCCCUAACACAGAACGAUAA
Fonsecaea multimorphosa CBS 102226 is the source of this 1479-nucleotide messenger RNA. RefSeq lists its product as uncharacterized. Bases 1 to 1479 code for a protein of 492 amino acids. The record is from RefSeq and is a predicted model, not a curated record. The transcript has a single exon. NCBI's taxonomy places the organism in Eukaryota, Fungi, Ascomycota, Eurotiomycetes, Chaetothyriales, Herpotrichiellaceae.